Messenger RNA from Magnolia sinica, 3045 nucleotides. Its product is annotated as light-harvesting complex-like protein 3 isotype 1, chloroplastic. The coding region runs from base 31 to 936 and encodes 301 amino acids. The record is from RefSeq and is a predicted model, not a curated record. NCBI's taxonomy places the organism in Eukaryota, Viridiplantae, Streptophyta, Magnoliopsida, Magnoliales, Magnoliaceae. The transcript has 3 exons.
AGUGUCAGAAGACCAUGCAAGAAUUUGCCCAUGACUGCACUGACAAGAGAAGAAGAUAAGCUGGUUCAUUUCCUAGCAUGGGCCUUGGAUGAUUCCUACCCUUCUUAUCUUUUAGCUCAGCAAGGAGGAAAGCAAGCAAGCAGAAAAAAGAAACACACCUCAUCUAAAACCCCAUCUAUGGCCUCUAUCGCCAUUUUUGCAUCCCUUCAAACUGCUUGCAGUUCUCACCAUGUCAUCAAGAAACAGCAACCUGCUGUGAGCCCCAGAGGCUCUUUCGGAGCUAAGCAGGCGACCCAUGUUGUUUCCAUGGAUGUUGAAGACCAGAAAACUCUCCUUGGAGGAAAAGAACAAGAAAAAACGGCUACUGGCAACAUUGGGCUGGAGGGCAUUGAGGGUGAAAGGAUGCAUGGAAUGGAGAAGAAAUCUUCUUCUGUUCCAAUGUUCAAAGACGAGAGAUGGAGAAAUGGGAGUUGGGAUCUGAACAUGUUUGUCAAAGAUGGGAAGAUGGAUUGGGAUGCUAUGAUUGUUGCAGAAGCAACAAGAAGAAAAUUUCUACAACUGUAUCCAGAGCCAGCAACAAACCAAGCUCCAGUUCUCUUUAGAAGCUCCAUCAUACCUUGGUGGGCAUGGUUGAGGAGGUUCCAUCUUCCUGAGGCCGAGCUUCUCAAUGGCCGAGCAGCGAUGUUGGGAUUUUUCAUGGCUUACUCCGUGGAUGGCUUAACAGGGCUUGGCGUGGUGGGCCAGACCAGCAAUUUCAUCUGCAAGGCAUUCCUUUUCGCAACAGUCACUGGUAUAAUCCUCUUCCGGCAAAACCAAGAUUUCAGCAACCUGAGAAAGCUAAUCGAGGAGGCUACAUUCUACGACAAGCAAUGGCAAUCUACAUGGCAAGAUCACAAAGCGAGCAACACUUUGAAACAAGAUCAAGAACCCAAAUAACUGACACUUAAAAUGAGAAGUUACCAAACGCCAAUCGACUUCCAUAGAGCUUCAAGUUUUCAGGUUAUACUUCAAGUCACCAGAUUCGACAUGGGUACAUCAGGGAUGGGGCUUUUACAUUUAUAUAUGGAAAAAAUGGAUGAAUGGGAUAUGUUUAUUGUGCCCAAUUUGGAAUAUUGGAGGCACAGAGAUGUCAAGUUAAAGGGCUUCGUAAGGGUAUCUGAUUCUAAGAUCUGUGUAACUUGUUAUUUGGCAUCUGUUUAGAAUGUUCUGGUGCAUGCUAUGUUUGACAUAUGAUAAGGGAUAAAAAGAAUAGAAAGAUUCCAAUAAUCCAAAAAAAUAUAGCACAAAACACGGCUGUUAAGUAUUUAACAGUCAGAUAAACUCGAUUGGAGUAGAGAAGACAACUACAGUUACUUUAGAGUCCGUUUGGAUGAAACUUCUGCAAAACCCCUUUUUUUCCGCUAAAGCAACAUUUUCAGUCAACUCCCUGAAACCAAUCUCAGUGGGUAAGCAUUUUAGUGCAUAGUUUGUCAAGUAGAGGAUAAAACUGAGAUUGCGAAAGUCAAUGCAAACACAUAAAGCACAACUCGAAAAGGGGCCUUUUUGCAUCUAAAAAGCCCUUAAGCACUAGUAAAUGAACAAUGAUAACAAGAAAAGUGUUUUUUUUUUAAAUCUUUGACUUCAGCCAUUCUUAGCUGUUAGCAGUUAGUUUGUAAGCCAUAAUUAGUGAACUAAUGUCUUGUCCAAUGUUACCUAGAUCACCAAUGCCCCUACUUUUUCCGUUCUGAAGCACAUGAUCCAGAUUAUGGGUUGUGUGCGAUCCGAAUCCCUAUCGUUAGCCGACCCAAAAUUAUGCUUCUAUGCUUAUACUUUUGAUGAAGUUGUAGUGCAAGUUUAGACUUAUAUCUUGAUUUAUUCAAUAACAUGCAUUUAUAUAACAGUGCACACUGGGUCUAUAAUAAUAUUUCAUAUAUAAAUUGCAAUAUUAAUCCAUGAGAAAUGCUCUCGUGUUCGCAUAGUGCUCCUAGAUUGGGACUGUUACAUGGUCAAAUCCAUUAUUCUAGACUGUUCAUUAGGUCCAGUGCACAUUUCAUGGGCUACCACGCAAGCAUCACACUGAUCUGAAUAAUAUUAACCAUUUGAUCAAUGGCCUUAAUGCAUGCAAAAAUAGCCCAAGUAAACUUUUGUUCCAUUUUUUUGUUAGGACACUCAUUGAUUGACUAUGAUUCUAAAGAAUCAUUUUCAUUAGACAAUUGUAGCCAUUGCUUCCGUAGCUUAGUAAGAGGAUGAUUAUAGAAAACAAAUCCAAAUCAAGGAUGGAGUAGAUCAUCCAAUCAGUGUGAUUUAGUCCAUGAAAUGUGUUCUCAACUUAAUGGACAGUUCAGAUUGAUUGAUUGGAGUGUCCAAGUGGAUCGAUGCAACUAGAAGCACUAUAGCUUAUAGUGCUCUGAGAGCACUGGAGCAUCUCUCUUAAUUCACAUAUAAAACUAUAUUGCAUGCACUUAGUGAAUGUAUUAGAGCAACCCACAUGAUCUACACACAGCGUACCACAUAUUGGAGAAACUUGCAUAAGGGAUACACAUUCCUGUAACAUGGACCAAAGCAACCUACAGUCCAGGUAACCUUGGUUUUGUCAUCCGCACCUAUCUUGUUGUCGCUCUGACACAACAAGGAAGCUGAAACUUCAUGUCAAUCUCCAACACCAUGUUGGUUUAGUCAGUUCUUGUACAUGCCAAAUGGUCCAUAAAACCUUCGAAAUGACUUUGUGGCUGAAACAGGCUUUCGACGACCAAUGCAACUCUGCAAUUGUUACUUCAAUGUUGAUUCUGGCGCAAGCACCAAAGCAUGAGAAAAUUUUGCAGAAAUCAAGAAAGCAGUAAUUUUCAAUGCUUUAACUUCUCACUAACUUGCAAGAUUUACAAUGUUUCAGCAACAUCCGAAAUAGCAAUAAAUUUUUUUGGGAGAGAUGAUGUCUUGAAAGAUGAUCUAGAAACUCUCAUUCUGACGACAAAUAUCACAUUUUUCAACUCUGUGCAGAUUCAUUUGUAAUUAUUCAAGCACAUUUGGAAAGAAAACAUUGAAUCCCAGAAUGAUAUCAUGAUUCUA